CAGCUGACCCAGUUGUCUCCUCUUCUCCUGAAUGACCCCUAAGGAUGGACAAGGACAGGAAUGAGAUGACUAAGAGAAUAUUACACUUCACCUUGGAGAUCCUCCACCUGCUGACCGGAGAGGAUUACACCAUAGUGAAGAAGACAUGGGGGGAGUGUGUGGCCCCCAGCAGCCAUCUCCAUGAGUCAGGAGGACAGAACAGGGCCCGGGGCCCCAUCACGGAGCCUCCACCUCACUCACUGAUACAUGAGGAGAAGAUCCUAGAACUCACCCACAGGAUCACUGAGCUGCUGACUAGAGAGGUUCCUAUAAGGUGUCAGGAUGUGGCGGUCUAUUUCUCCAUGGAGGAGUGGGAGUAUGUAGAAGGACACAAGGAUCUGUACCAGGACAUAGUCAUGAUGGAGGAUCACCGGCCCCUCACAUCACAAGAUGGAGUCAUUGAUAGAAAUCCACCCGAGAGGUGUCCCCGCCCUCUGUAUUCCCAGGACUGUCCAGAGGGAAAUGUUCCAGAGAAGCAUCAGGGGGGAGAUCUGACUAAUAAUAAAGUGGAGGAUGAAGAAGAGAGGAUGAGGGGCCAUCACCCGUGUAUGAGGGAAGUGAAGGAGGAAAUUCCAGGAGGUGUUACCCCAGGAAAUCCCAGUGAGAUCCGCGAGGGAAACGUCAUGUUAUCUGUGAGUGAUAAAGAUGGAGAGAUCAUGGAGCGCUGCUCAGGAGAAGAUGGAGAGAUCAUGGAGCGCUGCUCAGGAGAAGAUGGAGAGAUCAUGGAGCGCUCCUCAGGAGAAGAUGGAGAAAUCAUGGAGCGCUCCUCAGGAGAAGAUGGAGAGAUCAUGGAGCGCUCCUCAGGAGAAGAUGGAGAGAUCAUGGAGCGCUCCUCAGGAGAAGAUGGAGAGAUCAUGGAGCGCUCCUCAGGAGAAGAUGGAGAGAUCAUGGAGCGCCCCUCAGGACAAGAUGGGCAGAUCAGGGAGCGCUCCUCAGCAGAAGAUGGAGAGAUCAUGGAGCGCUCCUCAGGAGAAGAUGGAGGGAUCAUGGAGCGCUCCUCAGGAGAAGACCUCCUUACCCCUAAUGUCCAUCCAGAUCUAUCAUAUAAUAAUCCCCCUGAUCAUCAGGAACCUUCUCCUCACCAAUCACACAUUGUUACCACAAGGACAGAGAAGAAAGGGAUCCAAUGUGAUGAAUGUGGGAAAUGGUUUACACAAAGAUCAGGUCUUUUUAUUCACAGGCGAACUCACACAGGAGAGAAGCCGUAUUCAUGUUCAGAAUGUGGGAAAUGUUUUACAUGUAAAUCAACUCUUGUUGUACAUCAGAGAAGUCACACAGGAGAGAAGCCAUAUUCAUGUUCAGAAUGUGGGAAAUGUUUUGCACAAAAUUCAGAUCUUGUUGUACAUAAGAGAAUUCACACAGGAGAGAAGCCAUAUUCAUGUUCACAAUGUGGGAAAUGUUUUACAGAUAAAUCAGGUCUUGUUAGACAUGAGAGAAGUCACACAGGAGUGAAGCCAUAUUCAUGUUCAGAAUGUGAGAAAUGUUUUGUACAAAAUUCGUCUCUUGUUCAACAUGAGAGAAGUCACACAGGAGAGACUGUAUGUUCAUGUUUAGAAUGUGGGAAAUGUUUUGCAUAUAAAUCUGCUUUUGAUAUACAUAAGAGAAUACACACAGGAGAGAAGCCAUAUUCAUGUUCAGAAUGUGGGAAAUGUUUUACAAGUAAAUCAACUCUUGUUGUUCAUCAGAGAAGUCACACAGGAGAGAGACCAUAUUCAUGUUCAGAAUGUGGGAAAUGUUUUGCACAAAAUUCAGAUCUUGUUAUACAUAAGAGAAUUCACACAGGAGAAAAGCCAUAUUCAUGCUCACAAUGUGGGAAAUGUUUUACAAAUAAAUCAGCUCUUGUUAUACAUGAGAGAAUUCACACAUCAGUGAAGCCAUAUUCCUGUUCAGAAUGUGGGAAAUGUUUUGCACAAAAUUCAGCUCUUGUUCAACAUGAGAAAAGUCACACAGGAGAGAAUGUAUAUUCAUGUUCAGAUUGUGGGAAAUUGUUUACAUGUAAAUUACAUUUUGUUAUACACAAGAAAAUUCACACAGGAGAGAAGCUAUAUUCUUGUUUAGAAUGUGGGAAAUGUUUUGCGUAUAAAUCUGCUCUUGAUGUACACAACAGAAUUCACACCGGAGAGAAGCCAUAUUCAUGUGUAGAAUGUGGGAAAUGUUUUACAAAUAAAUCAACUCUUGUUGUACAUAAGAGAAUUCACACCGGAGAGAAGCCAUAUUCAUGUUUAGAAUGUGGGAAAUGUUUUACAAAUAAAUCAGAUCUUGUUAAACAUAAGCGGAUUCACAUAAGAGGGAAACCAUAAUGUGAAAAAAAAAUAUAUAUACACACACACACACCUACCUAUGUAUACACCAUAUACACACACACAGAAGUUCUUACCUUCACAAUGGGACAAGCACCGGAUGGAAUUUGGGGCGGACUUAGACCUGAGGCCUUCAUUUUAUUAUCACCAUAAUGCUAUAUAUUACUGUCUGUAUACCCCUGUAUAUUGUCUGUAUACACCUGUACAUUACUGUCUGUAUAUACCUGUAUAUUGUCCGUAUAGACCUGUACAUUACUGUCUGUAUACCCCUGUACAUUGUCUGUAUAUACCUGUAUACUGUCUGUACAUCCUAAAAACUUCUCAC
Messenger RNA from Hyla sarda, 2664 nucleotides. RefSeq names its product zinc finger protein ZFP2-like. The record is from RefSeq and is a predicted model, not a curated record. NCBI's taxonomy places the organism in Eukaryota, Metazoa, Chordata, Amphibia, Anura, Hylidae. Bases 45 to 2339 code for a protein of 764 amino acids. Gene Ontology annotation, molecular function: DNA-binding transcription factor activity, RNA polymerase II-specific; RNA polymerase II cis-regulatory region sequence-specific DNA binding. The transcript has 6 exons. Gene Ontology annotation, biological process: regulation of DNA-templated transcription.